Coregonus sp. 'balchen' is the source of this 1422-nucleotide messenger RNA. The record is from the annotation of a GenBank genome assembly. NCBI's taxonomy places the organism in Eukaryota, Metazoa, Chordata, Actinopteri, Salmoniformes, Salmonidae.
AUGGCGAUGGUCUUCUCGGCAGAACAGGUGGCGUGUAUGUGCGAGGUCCUUCUGCAGAGCGGACGCAUGGAGCGCUUGACUGACUUCCUCCGUACUCUUCCUCCCUCUUCCUCCUCUUGCCUGGGGGGUCUAGAGAGCAUCCUGAAGGCGCGGGCUGCCGUGGCUUUCCAUCUGGGGCGCUUCUCGGACCUCUACACUCUCCUGGAGGGCUUCCCCUUCUCCAAUUGCAGCCACCCCCUGCUGCAGCAGCUCUGGCUGAGGGCCCACUACCUGGAGGCCGAGUGCCAGAGAGGGCGCCCCCUUGGGGCUGUGGGGAAGUACCGCGUACGCCGUAAAUUUCCCCUACCAAGAACCAUCUGGGAUGGAGAGGAGACAAGCUACUGCUUCAAGGUACAGUGAAUUAAAUCUACUAGGUUUGUUUGAGUUGAUAUUAAUACUAUAUUUAAUAUUAUACUGCCUCAGAGCAUUUUUGCUUCUUGUAAAACAAAAUGUCCCUAGGGCCCUGGUCCAUGAUGAAGCUGUCUAUAAUGUAUUAGGUGUCACAUCUGAGUUUAGAAUAGACAGAAAAGAUGAGGAUAGAAAGGCCCUUGUGGAGUCCAAGAUGGGGUAUGUCAAGACAAAAGUGACUUUCUACCUGGAUCUCAACAGUCUAAAGUGUCUUACUCCGUCUGCUUCAAAUGCACUGAACACCUGUCUUCACAGGACCGGUCAAAGCAAUAUGAUGGAUGUAAACUCCCUCACAUCAGUGCAGAUGAAGGACAGGAAAUGAGGAGCAGAGGCCUCUUACUGCUACCAUGAACUUUAAAUCAUUAACCUACUUGUUUCAUAAAUCUAAGGUUAAUGUUCCUCUUUACAGGAGAAAUCCCGGAGUGUGCUGCGGGAUUGGUAUUACCGUAAACCCUACCCUUCACCACGUGAGAAACGAGCGCUUGCGGCCGCCACCGGUCUCACAGCCACCCAGGUGAGCAACUGGUUCAAGAACAGACGGCAACGGGACCGAGCAGCUCACGGUACUACCGGGUGAGUCUUCACUUUCUCUGCUCUCCUAAUACGUUUAAUGAGAAAUAGUUCUAAAGGAGUUUUUAAAUGUUCAUCCCGCCUGUAAUUUCUAUAGUUUGUCUGGCAGUCAAUCACCCGUUUAUGCUUUAGAACUGCACUACAUCUCAUCUUGCUAACAGCUUUGCAAUGGACUACCACUGCCCUCUUCUGGCACAGCCAGGGAACUGACAUGUGCCCUCUCCUCUCAGGGAACAGGAAGGUCGUGGACCACCUCUCGACUCCAACAGAACCCCAGGAGCAGCAUACCCAAAGGCCUACCCCUCCUCUGACAAUGGACUUUCACCUCCAGGCAGCCCCAGUCCCCUCUUCUCCUGCCCCUCACAGCCCCCACCUCUAAGCCAUAUGGGUGGGGGACAACUCUGA